AUGUCGGGAAUAGACUCCAACAACUACUUCUUCUGCAAGAAUGUAUCAAGGCCUUGUACAAUUACUCAUGUCACUACAGCUAAUGUUAGACGCAAUGACAAUCCGAAUGAACCACCUAAUGUUAUUGCAAUCAAGGGAAAUACUAUUCAGAUACAAGAGUUGGUUGGCACGACUAGAAUGAACACUGUGGACGAGACCUACCUCUUCUCUACUGUUCGCGACAUUGCAACACUACCACCAUUACGCUCAACACUGACUGUUGACCCAGCAAUGCUAUCCACAAUAGACUCCAACAAUAACAACAAUAACAACAAUAACAAUCUGGCCAACAACAAGACACCUCAUCUCAGCUUGGCCAGUGGAGGUAACAAGACAUUGCACUCAUUAUUCAAAAACAAGGACCAACAAUCGCCAUUGCUAUCGGCGGACAAGUACAGACUUCCCGGACGAGCUAGAUCACGCGACCUAAUUCUGGUCACCUCGGACUCGGGAUAUCUCUCUGUCCUUGGAUGGUCAGACGAUCACAAACAGUUGGUAGCGCUCCAACAACUUCAAAUUGCUCCGCCCUCGCCAUCCCUCACGAUCAAAGACACCAAAGCAUUAGGCAGUCGCAUCGUUGUAUCCACAUGUGGACGUGUAGUCGCUGUGGCCGCCAGCAAUAAUAAGGUGUCUUUGUUCCCUGUGCUUCGCAGUCAGAAUCCAUUAUACGCCAGUGCUGUGUUCUCAAAGGACUUGCGUGAGGAUAUAGAACAUCAGGGCACCAUCACUACCAUUGGCUUCACAACAUCCACCGAUAUCAACCGCCCCCACAGCAUACUGUGCGUCACCUUUGAGCAAAAGAAAGAGACAUUCAUCAACCUCUACCAAUACAGCCACAUUGAUGCCACUGCCACCUGUAUCUCUUCACAAUCUACACAGCUCCGUCCAGACAUGUUCAUCCCUCUUCCACACUCGUCCAACAAGUUCCUCAUUGUCACAAGAGAUGAACAUAUAGUGAUGAUGGGUAUUAAAGGUGAUCAAAUACAAACAUUGGUAAAUACAACAUUGUUCAAAGACAAGGCCAUUCCAACGCGCUAUGACGAGCACUCAAAUGACAUUGUCACAUCACAUUGUUGGAAACAUGACAACAAACAACUACUGCUCUCCACCGAACAAGGACACUUCCUAAAGAUAACAUUCACAUUUGGCGACGAUGACGCCAACAACAACAACAAUUACAUUGAUAUUGACAACAUGGACAUUGGCACAUCUGGACAUCACUCAAUUAUGAUUGAACAACUCAAACCAAUCAAUCAAACCAAGUAUCUGGUGGACUUGCGUCGCGAUUAUAUACUGGCGAUCGGUGACUUGGAUACCUCAGUGAUGAUACAAGUGUCCGCUGAUGGCAAGAUCACCACACACUUCUCCACGGAGAACAACUAUGCGCCAGUGGUGGACUUUAGCGCCGAACCCUCAUCCAUGAUUCCAGACCUCAUGCAGGUCUACAUGUGCAGUAGCCGGGGCAACAUGUACGGCACACUGUCGGUGCUCGAGAACUGUCCGGCCAUCAACAACUAUGGUUACGUCGAGAUUGAUCGCACGUCAGACGUGUGGAGCUACCCAACCAGCCUGCAAUCCAAGUCGGUGCUGAUCGUGGUAGGCUGCGACAAGUUUGCCGAGAUCACUCGAGUGUUCACACUGGACGACGUGGCCACAAUCAGAGAGAGCACGAUGGACUAUCAAUUCAGGAUCAACGAGUCCACGUUGUACAGCAACACUAUCUCCUCUGGCUAUCUCCAGGUGACAUCGAGUCGCGUACGCUUCGUCAGUUCGCGAGACUUCAUUGACUGGAUGCCAAAUGAGGAGCAACAUGGAUUCAUUGUCAAGGCGAUCUCGCGAGGCAACGACAUAAUCAUCUCCUGCUCCAAAUCACUCAUUCAUCUGCGGCUGAACAUUACGAACCGGCAGUUUGAGCUGGCUGCUCAGCGCCUGUAUGAGCACGACAUUUCGUGCCUCGAGAUGGCCAACCCAACCGUUCUGGCCAACUGCACAAAGGAGGAGCAGGCCGUGGUGUCCAACCUCUUCCUGGUUGGCACAUGGCACACGAGGGAGAUACACAUCAAUCGCAUGGACGCGACGCUCUCGACAUUGUACAAGGUCAGCGAUCUUGUUAGCGUGCCACACUCAAUCAAGUUGUGUCGUCUGGGAGACACGCACAUCAAGGUGGUGGCCGGCUUCAAGGAGGGGCAACUACUCAAGUGGGAAUGGGAGAACAUCAAUGUCAACCCAUUCCAAUCGAUAUAUGCCUACAGCAAGCAGCUGUCGCAACAACAUAUUCAACUGAGCACGACGCUGGAUGAUGGUGCGCUGGUCAUGACCAACAAGACCUACUAUCUCACGUUCAUGAAGGGUCAUCCAACAUUCAAGAAGAUCGCCUUUGAAGAUGUAUCAUGUGGUGUCAUCAAUAACGACACGACAGUGACCCUAGUGCAGCCAACAGUUGGUAUCAAUCUGGUCUCGAUUGACUUCUCCAACAAUACAUCAAUCACACCACUUCCGACCCAGGAUCUACAAAACCCAAGACGACUAGUAUUCAUCAAAGAGUUUGGUGUACUGGCCAUACUAUAUGACAAGGAGAUAGUACUUCUGGAGCCAAAUACAAAGAAGGUUAUCAUUCAAAAGAAGCAUGAACUUAGCACUCCAAACUUCCUCAAGUUUUGGAAGUCAAAGAACAUGGUAGUGUUUGGAGGAAAAGGUGGAAAUGAAGCCGGUAUCAUCUACUUCAUGUCCAUAUCAUUGAUGGAUAAUGAAAUUGGAUGCCUUGACUUUAAGAAGAUACCACUUACGGAUGCAGUUCAUUCAAUGCAUCCUUUAGAGGAUAGUUACUUUAUAAUGUCUACAUCCAGGGACACAACAAUCGUAGACUAUAAUAACUUUAGUAAUAUGGAGUCUACCAUCAAUAUACCCUAUCUCAACUCUGUGGUAGACAUUACCUAUCAACAUCGUAGGAUACUACUGGCGACGCCCCGCAAAGGAUUGGAAGUCUACGAGUAUGACAAGAAAGCAAGAACAUGUGUAAAGAAGAGACAUCAAAGGACACCAAUGUUGACAUCAAGUUGUCAAUUCAUGUCUGAUGAUUGUUUUGCAGCAAUUGAUCGAUAUGGUAACUUCACUGUUAUGGCCUAUGGUGAUGACGAACAACAACAAGGUGUUCAUACAUUGAACACUGUGGCCAGCUACUUCAUCAGUGAGUCAUGUACCAAACUACUCAAGGUUGACAACAAUCACUUGAUUUGCUCUGGUAUGCUUGGUGGCAUUUAUUCGAUCAGCAGAAUCACCAAACGAGAGUAUCUUAUACUGAGCAUGUUGACGGAUAUUUUAUGUCUGUUCAAAUUGACGCAGCCACUGUUGGGCAACGACCAUGCCAUGUAUCGUUGUGGACUUGUCGAGAUGCAGUCAAUCAUUGAUGGAGAUAUGGUGUCACAGUUCCUCUUGCUGCCAGAGGAAGUCCAGUUGGAGAUGAUCAAGACGAUGUUGGCGGAUUCGCGUGUCACAUCCUCCACCAACGUGGUGACAGAUAUCAAUCAACCGUUGACCUACACGGAUAAGGUCAAACACAUGGAACUGAUGGCCGAGAGGGACCGCACUAGGGCGUUACUUGAAUCACUCUGUGAGUCCUUCAUACCCACCAACACUACAUCCAACUAG
This is a messenger RNA of Acytostelium subglobosum LB1, 3687 nucleotides long. RefSeq lists its product as hypothetical. Gene Ontology annotation, cellular component: nucleus. The transcript is spliced from 8 exons. The record is from RefSeq and is a predicted model, not a curated record. Gene Ontology annotation, molecular function: protein binding; nucleic acid binding. Lineage: Eukaryota; Evosea; Eumycetozoa; Acytosteliales; Acytosteliaceae. Bases 1 to 3687 code for a protein of 1228 amino acids.